This is a messenger RNA of Delphinapterus leucas (beluga whale), 3862 nucleotides long. The record is from RefSeq and is a predicted model, not a curated record. Lineage: Eukaryota; Metazoa; Chordata; Mammalia; Artiodactyla; Monodontidae.
UUCAUCUUCAUCGGCUGCCUGUCGGUCAUCGAGAACGGGACCGACACUGGGCUGCUGCAGCCGGCACUGGCCCAUGGGCUGGCCCUGGGCUUGGUCAUCGCCACGCUGGGGAGUAUCAGGUGGGAACAGCUCUGAGCACUCUGCCUGGUGCCAACCUGGGGAGCCAGGCAGGGAGCAGAGCUGUGGGCAGGGACCCCUGGGCACAUGCCCAGGAUCCCAAAAGCAGUGUGGGUAAAAUGUGGGUUGGGCGAGGGGUCAGGCUGCUUGGAUUUGAAUCCUGGCUGUUCAGCCUAUGAGCUCUGUGGCUUUGACUAAGUCACUCCCCAAACCCAAACUUCCCACCUAUGAAAUGCGAACAGUGGGAGUAUUUUCUAAAUCUUAUUUCUCAAGCCAACACAUGAAGGAGAAAGGCCGGGUAACUCGUCCAGAGUCCCAUGGUAGAGCCAGGAGGCAAACCCAAGCUGUCUGUCCUAAACCCAGCAUCUCCUGGGGAAGGCACGAGAAUGAAAUGAUGUGAAGAGCUUAGUCUAUAGUAAGCGCUCAGCCACUGUUGGUUGCUGUGUUAUUGUUACCUUUAGGACGGGGCAUUUUGCUCCAGCCUGGGGUAAGGCAGAGUUAUGCAGAAGAACCCGCCGGGGGGGGCAGGGAGGCCCGAAGAGUUCCCCUUGCAUAGCCCUCCCCUGGACAGGAGCUCCACCGGGAGGUCGUGGGCUCCCAGGAGAACCAACCACAAUGACAAAUGUCUUGGAUGGAGUGUCUGUCAGGGGCCUCUAGAACCUGGUUGGUCUGUAUUUAAUCUCACACAGAAAACAGAUCUGAGUAAGGAAAUUGAAAUACUGUUUCCUAGAAAAGCAGAAUGGAAAGAGAACUUUAACAUUUCUCUUUAAAUAUCUAAGGGAAGCUGCAGGUGGGAUGAAACACAGAGUCUUCUGUUCGAUGACGGGUCUGGGAUUGAAGGCAGCCUUUGUCGCUGCUUAGCUGGGUGACCAGGGCAGUUGGCUGGCCCUCUCUAUGUUCAGUGGAAUCAAAGGGGAUGGUAGUGAUAGCUGGUAUUUAUUGAGCACUAACUAUAUGCUAGUACUCUGUGUGAACACGUAUUAGUUAUCUUUGCAACAGCCUUUGUGAGGUGGGGACCACUGAGGCACAGAGAGGUUAUGUAAGCUGCCCACGGUCAUACAGCUCUUCGGUGGCAGAGCUAGGGUUUGAACCCAGGCCAGCUGGCAGGAGAGAACAUCGCUUUGCGCUGCAGGAGACUGCCUACCUGAAAUGCCAGCCUUUUAUUCAGCCAUCUGUUUUUUGUCAACAAAUAUUUAUUCGGUACCUACCGUGUGCCCGGCACUGACUCUGAGGUUAUUGGAGCGCCCGACACAGCACCUAGCACCAGAGUAGGUGUUCAAUAAGUAUUUGUUGAGCAAACCAUGGAUGAGUAAACUAAGAAGGUGUCUUGAUUGUUUUACUGUUAAUGAGUGUGAAGUGUCCCAGCCUUCUUCUGGUAGAACCACACUCUGAGUGACAGUGUCUCUCCCCGUUUGGGCUGUGGGACCUGGUGGUGAGGCUGAUGGCCGAGAGGGUUCUAAGUCUCCCUCCUGCAGGAGGCCACCCCACCUCCACCUUCACCUCUCUGCUUUGGCAGAGCCCAGGCUAAGUUUGGUCAUGGACCUGAAUUGAGGCCAAGUAAGCCUGGCUGCCCCUCUCCCUGCCGGUCAAGUCUGAGAUCAGCUGGUGCUUCCUGAUCCUGCAGGAAGCUCACCCAAGGGCCUGUGCACAGAGCUGCACCUGACAAGUUGGGGCAGCUGGUCCUGAAGUGUGAGCAUGUUGGACAAAGUCCCUGUGUCCAGAGCCAGGGUCCUCUGUCCAGUCUCAGCUCAAUGCCCUGUGCCCAUUGGGUGGGCAGGCGCAUUGGUGGGCUCUAAACAUCUGGGUUGACAUGGGGGGGCCUUGGGGUCACUGUCCCUCUUAUUGGGUGUGUCCAUCCCAGGCACCAGGGGGAUUGGUGAGCCAACCUCUCAGGAUAGUUCCUUCAUCUGAGUGGGACUGGAUAGGAUGCCAAUGGGGGUAGCAGGGCAUUGGGGGGGGCCUCUAGGCUCUGGGGCUUGGACUGGUUGAGCAUCUUGGUGAAAAGGAAGGCUCUUGGCCCAUGACCUCUGGAAGGACCAGCCAAGUUGAACCAGCCCUUUGGCCUAGGUUCGACUUGGUCUAAUCCCCUUCACAUCCCAAACUCCAGAUCCCAAUCCCAACUUAAUCAUGAACCUCUAGCCUCGAUCCUGAUUCCCAGUGCCAUUUCCAGGAACCUCUAAUCUCAAUUUUACAGGCAACACUAGUCACACUUUCAGACCAAAAAUAGGAAUUUUACUGGUUGAGUUCCACCAAUAAAAAAUUUCAUUGGUUGAGUUCAACCAAUCAGGAGCUGUUGUUCAGGGCCUGGUUUCUUCUAAGGGGAGGCCAGGAUACCUGUCUUGGGCUGUGAGUUUGAAGCCUGGGGUCUCAUUCUGACCUGUGGCCACGGCUCUGAAGGGCUGGAUGCAGCUCUUAGGGGCUCUGGAAAGAGCUGAGGGACAGUUUCCCACCGUAUUCUUGUCUGGGCCACCCUGGGGUCUGGGUGUAGGACAGGAAUGGUGCUGCCCUCCCCUCCCAGGCUCUCCCCCACCACUUGGCACCUCGGGGAAAGUGGGCUUAAUUUGGUGCCUGUUUUCUACCUGGGCUGCCCUUGACAGACUCCGGCCCCUCAAGGCCACCUGGGGAGGUGGUGGGGCUGCUGGGACCCAGUGCCUGGGCCUUGGCCUCACGACUCCUUCUGCUUUUUUGGGUGACAGUGGUGGACACUUCAACCCUGCAGUGUCCCUGGCAGCCAUGCUGGUCGGAGGCCUCCACCUGAUGAUGCUCCUUCCCUACUGGAUCUCCCAGCUGUGUGGGGGGCUGAUCGGGGCCGCCUUGGCCAAGGCGGUGAGUUCCGAGGAGAGGUUCUGGAAUGCGUCUGGGGCAGCCUUCGUGACAGUCCAGGAGCCCAGGCAAGUGACAGGGGCAGUGGUGGCAGAGAUCAUCCUGACGACACUGCUGGCACUGGCUGUAUGCAUGGGCACCAUAAACGAGAAGACGCAGGGUCCUCUGGCCCCAUUCUCCAUCGGCUUCUCUGUCACCGUGGACAUCCUAGCAGGGGGAGCUGUGUCUGGAGCCUGCAUGAAUCCUGCCCGUGCCUUUGGACCGGCUGUGGUGGCCAACCAUUGGGACUUCCACUGGAUCUACUGGCUGGGCCCGCUCCUGGCCAGCCUGCUUGUAGGAGUGCUCAUCAGCUCUCUUCCUGUGAACCUCAAGGAUCCAGAGUGUCCUUCCUUUCUGCUCCAGGUUGUGCAGGGAUACAAGUUCUUCAUUGGAGAUGGGAAAACCCGCCUAAUACUUAAGGGGCGGUGAAGCUGAGAUGGUGGAAUUCCUGCUGCCCUAGGGGCCCUCAGUGGACCUGUCCUGGACUGCAGACCAGACAGGUCUGCAUUUCCUGCCGGGGCAGAGCUCUGAGAAGUGACUGAUACGCUUCCCCUGACUUGGGUCUGGCUUUUCAGAUGUGCUGGCUCUUUCGAAUUCCUUUGUGCUCAUCAGAGACCUCAGCCUGGGGAAUGUGUUGCCAGCAAUGCCCAGAGACAGAUAGCAACAAGCACAACAGAAGAGCUUUUCUUGACAGGGAAGGUCCCAGGAGCAGAAGAAUGGGUGGAAGAGGUGGCCGUUUAUGUGUCUCGGCUCACUUCCCUCCUCCCCUUUCUCCUUCUCUUGUUCCCUGAUUCCUCUGUUAUAGAAGGGCCUUCUUUGGUCUUUUUCCUUGCGGCCUGUGCUGUCAAUCUAGCUUUGCAAUAAAUAGUCCAAUGUUUCCUUC